Molecule: messenger RNA, 828 nt
Organism: Funneliformis geosporum
Lineage: Eukaryota; Fungi; Glomeromycota; Glomeromycetes; Glomerales; Glomeraceae
Source: the annotation of a GenBank genome assembly
AUGUUUUCUGAAACCGUUCAAUCACUAUCAUCCACCAUUCACUCAACUUCUACAACUAUUUCCAGCAGACUCAACGAUAAUUAUCCAAAUCUUUCCAAAAAUCUUAACGAUAAUUAUUCGACUCUUUCCAGCAAAUUCUCUGAUAAUUAUUCAACUUUUUCAAGUAAAUUCAAUGAAAAUUAUACUGCUCUUUAUUCCGGUUUGAGUAAUACUAGAUCCACCGUUACUUCGACCUUUAAUGAGGGUACAGCUUAUAUAUAUAAUCUCCCCACUUCAAUUGGAAGUCAAGUAUCUUCUUAUGCAUCAAUGAUAGAACCGGUUGAUGAUUAUGAAGAAAGAGAUGUUUCGAAAAUUUCUCCGAAUGACAAUUUAAACGAUAAUAUUAUUGCAUUAGAUAAUGAAAGACAGGAAAUCUUUAAAAAUAUUGUGAGUUUGUAUAGUUGCAAACCAAAGAAGGAAUGUUUUAAGUAUUAUGAUGACAGUGUAAUAUUUGAAGACCCACUUAUGUUUGCUGCUGGUUUGCCGAACUUAAAGGCACAAUUCUAUGGAAUGCCAAAAGUAUUUGUUAAAUCUACAACCAAGAAAUACAAGAUUUUGGAAAAUAGUCCAAAUUAUUUGAAAUUUGAAUUGGAACAAAAGUAUGAACUUCCCUUCGUUGGUCGCGCUAUUGUACAAAAAAGCCAAAUCACUUUGGAAUUCAGUCCCGAAAACAGAAAGAUCAUUAGACACACCGACCUUUGGAAUGGCAAACCAAUCGGCGAAGGAGGAAUGUUACGCAAGGGUGCUGCUAAACUUGUAUCUACUUUAGUUUGGGUUCCAGAGGAAUAA